ACUACCACUACUCGUACCCCCAAACACAAAAAAAAAAUAUAGUAACUACACCUGCUUCGCCUUUCCCUCGAUUGAAUGGCUUCCAGUGCUAGUCCUGUCGUCGUGAAAGCUGGCUAUUGGUUUUUCGGGCCUGACUUGAACCGGCAAAUAGCAGAAAUACCUUCCGAACUCUUCACACAUCUUUAUGCUGGCUUUGCCGUGGUCAACAGUGAUACUGGCGGGGUGACCUUUCCUCCCGAAUACGAGGAACAAUUCCAAACCUUCCCCGACACGGUUCGAGUACGAAACCCUUCGGUGAAAACUCUUUUAUCCAUCGGUGGUGACGGCACUGACCUAUCUGCAGUGGUGGCAAGCAGUGAUAAGCGUAAGAAUCUCAUAACGGAGUCCAUAGAUCUAGCCAAGAAGUUCCAUUUCGAUGGCCUGGACCUCUGCUGGCUGUACCCCUCCAAAGCCGACCAGGAGGGACCGUUUGCCUCGCUCCUCAAUGAAUGGCGAUCUGCCCUGGACUUAGACUUCGCGGAGACAACGCAGGCAGCUAAUAAGUUGCUUCUUACUGCGGCGGUGUUUCAUCACCCGGGCAUUCCUGAUAAAGACGGUAGCAUUACUUUCAAUUAUCUCAAUCCGGCUAUAAUUACUGCUGUUAAUGUAAAGUUGGAUUGGAUCAACGUACUGGCCAUUGACUUCUAUAGUCCCUCCAACUCACCCGAGCAGACUGGACCGGUUCAUGCGUGGCGUAAUCCUCGAGAGCAAAACAGGUGUGGAAGUGAAGGCAUUAAAAAAUGGAUUGACGGAGGGAUUGCGGCCAACAAAUUAGUCCUCGGCCUUCCAUUUUAUGGCUAUGAAUGGAUUCUAACGAAUCCGAGUUCCCUUUCUGGAUUCUUUGCGCCGGCUCGUGCAGCAAGUGAACUGCCCAUGGCCUACAGAGAUAUCCUGGAUGAAUUCCUGAGGGGUACUUAUGAAACCGUGUAUGACAGCCAGUAUUAUGCUGUUUACUCGCAUAAAAUUAAUGGGGACCAAUGGAUUGGUUAUGAUGAUGGAUUGUGCAUCUUUGGAAAGGUUAGGGAGGCAAUUGACCUUAAAUUGGGCGGUUACUUUGCAUGGCGUGUGGGCGCCGACGACAACUACUGGACUCUUUCUCGUUCAGCUUCCAAUGCAGUACGGGAUAAUGCGAUUAAUAAUCCGAGCGAAAUUACAGAGGAGUCAACAAUAGACAAAUCAAUUAUGGUUGGUGAUCAUCAGCAAAAGUCAGAUCAAAACACUAGAACUAGUACUACUAGUACUACCACUAGUACUACUACUAGUACUACUACUACUGCUGAUACUAGUACUCAUACAGCUUCUAUUAAUAUAUGUAACAUAUUAUAAGCUGCUUUCAUUAUGAAUAAUAAGGCCAAUGGCUAGCUGGCUAUCAUGCUGUGUACGUAGAACUAGUACUACUAGUAUUACCACUAGUACUACUACUACUGCUGAUACUAGUACUCAUACAGCUUCUAUUAAUAUAUGUAACAUAUUAUAAGCUGCUUUCAUUAUGAAUAAUAAAGCCAAUGGCUAGCUGGCUAUCAUGCUGUGUACGUACGUUGUUUGUAAUAUUAUUAUUAUUAUAGAAUCAUGUAUUAUUAUUAUCAUCA
Carya illinoinensis is the source of this 1628-nucleotide messenger RNA. RefSeq names its product class V chitinase-like. Gene Ontology annotation, molecular function: chitin binding; chitinase activity. Lineage: Eukaryota; Viridiplantae; Streptophyta; Magnoliopsida; Fagales; Juglandaceae. The coding region runs from base 76 to 1365 and encodes 429 amino acids. Gene Ontology annotation, biological process: chitin catabolic process; carbohydrate metabolic process. Gene Ontology annotation, cellular component: extracellular region. The record is from RefSeq and is a predicted model, not a curated record. The transcript has 2 exons.